GACCACCACCACUGCAUACACUGGCACGCUCGGUCGCAGUCAACACGUAUCACUGUCCCACACGAGUCGUCGAGGAGAUCGCGUAGUGUUUCCGCGGCGCAAGCGUUGCAUUGUGUUCUCCUGCACGUAUAAACUAUACCUGCUCUCUGAGCGUGACGCUCGCGCUGCAUCGUCGUCCGUCAGACGCCGCGCUAGACCGCAACUCAAUACUCAUCGCCAGACGCAACAAUGGUCCCUCUCCGUGUAGUCGUGUGCUUCGCCCUGCUCGCGGCCGCAGCCGCAACCAACGUCAACCAAUGUCCAGGCAUGGACAUUCCAGACUUGAGUGAAAACGUUCAGCUGUCACCCUGCACCAAACCUCCCUGUCGGCUCAAAAAAGGAACCAAUCAGUCCAUCACCAUUAAGUUCACGCCAGGCAAAGACCUCAAUGACGUCAAGAACGGCGUGUCCGCGGACAUCGGAGGAGGUCUGUUGGUGCCGUUCUUAGGAGUGGACGGAAACUCCAUCUGUGACAAAGUGUUCACAGAGAAUGGUGACAAAGCCAGCUGCCCUCUGAAAUCAGGGACUACAUAUCUAUAUAAAGACAGCUUCCCUAUCUACGCCAUCUACCCUUCAAUAAAAGUCAAGGUACACUGGGAACUGAAAGACGACAGUGGCGACAUCACCUGUUUCGAAGUUCCCGCACGAAUUGUGUAAAUUCCAUAAUACAAA
Spodoptera litura is the source of this 711-nucleotide messenger RNA. Its product is annotated as NPC intracellular cholesterol transporter 2. Lineage: Eukaryota; Metazoa; Arthropoda; Insecta; Lepidoptera; Noctuidae. The record is from RefSeq and is a predicted model, not a curated record. Gene Ontology annotation, molecular function: sterol binding. Gene Ontology annotation, biological process: intracellular cholesterol transport.